Molecule: messenger RNA, 267 nt
Organism: Pelecanus crispus (Dalmatian pelican)
Lineage: Eukaryota; Metazoa; Chordata; Aves; Pelecaniformes; Pelecanidae
Source: RefSeq, a predicted model, not a curated record
CAGCGGGAGAUGCAGGCUGCGGACCAGCGCCUGGCACAGCAGCUGAUGUGCCUGCGGGCGCAGCUGCACCAGCUGAAGGUGGAGCAGGCCUGCCACCAGCACAAGGAGAUGCUGGACGAUGCUACCUUCGGCCUCAAGGGCUGCGAGGAAGACUCGGACCUGCUCUGCAACAUCCCACCCAAGGCCGCCUUCCUGCUCUCCACGCCACUCAAGCACAUCGGCGUCACCCGCAUGAACAUCAACUCCCGACGGUUCUCCCUCUGCUGA